Vombatus ursinus (common wombat) is the source of this 3271-nucleotide messenger RNA. Its product is annotated as retinitis pigmentosa 1-like 1 protein. The transcript is spliced from 5 exons. The record is from RefSeq and is a predicted model, not a curated record. Lineage: Eukaryota; Metazoa; Chordata; Mammalia; Diprotodontia; Vombatidae. Bases 1 to 1776 code for a protein of 591 amino acids.
AUGCCCAGACGAAAUAACGACGAGGAAUCAGGCCCCGCUCUACAAAGCCUCCAGAGCCCACCCCUUGCUCCCCCGCAGCUGGUGCGCAGGCGCGGGACCUCCCCUCAGGGCAGGGGUGGGGCGCGGAGCCGGCUCGAGCUGCUGCGCCUGCGCCGCCCCUCCGCCCGCCGGCCCCACGCCUUAGGGCUGGGGGAGGGCGGGAUCGGGAGCGCGCUGGCGGGCGGGUCCGGAGGCGGAGGCGGAAGCGAGGCCGGGGCCGGCCCGGGCAGGGCUCGAGCUUAUGGGGGGGCUCGGCCUGGAGGCCGGACCCCGGCCGGACGGCCUGGGUGCGGGUGUGGCCCUGGCCGUGGGGCGGGGAGGCGGAGUCCUAGAUGUGAGAGGCGGGGCCCGGCUGACGCUGAGGCCGUGGAGCCUGGCCGUGUGGGGCCGGCCCGGACGCCCCGGCAGAGCUGGUGGAGCGUGGAGCCCUGGCAACCGGCCGCGGCCCCGGCCAAGGCCAAACCGUCGCCUCGCCCGCGGCCCUCGAUGGCCGGCCAGGGCCACGCCCACCAGCGCCGCUCCGCGGCCGUGCGGGUGAAAGGCCGCCGCCUGUCCGCCUGGCAGCAGGCCCGGCCGCGGCCAAAGGCACCGCAGUGGGCUAACACCCGCGCCUCCCCGCUGGAGUCCGAGGCAUCGGUCGGUCGGUCGCCAGCUCGUCUUCGUCUUGGUCUUCGUCCCCCAAGCUGGGAGCCACUGAAGGUGCUGGGCUGUAGCCUGCUGAAGCGCGAAGGCAAGCCCCCGGCCCAGCCCUCAGCCCCGCCGCCCCCGCCCCCCUCCAAGAAGCCGGCCAGGGCCCCCGCGGGACGGGAGCUCUGCAAGGACGAGGGAAGCGAGCAACCACGAGAAGUCGGGGCACCAGCCACUCCGGAGGCGGGGGCUACCGGGGCAGAGGGCGUGCAAACCCCGGGGGCAGAAGGCGAGAAGACCCCGGGGGCAGAAAGGGAGCAGACCCGGGGGACUGAAGGCGAGAAGACCCCAGGGGCAGAAGGGGAGCAGACCCGGGGGACUGAAGGCGAGAAGACCCCAGGGGCAGAAGGGGAGAAGACCCCAGGGGCAGAAGGGGAGCAGACCCGGGGGACUGAAGGCGAGAAGACCCCGGGGGCAGAAGGAGAGCAGAUCUCGGGGCCUGAAAGCGAGAAGACCCCAGGGGCAGAAGGGGAGCAGACCCGGGGGACUGAAGGCGAGAAGACCCCGGGGGCAGAAGGGGAGAAGACCCCAGGGGCAGAAGGGGAGCAGACCCGGGGGACUGAAGGCGAGAAGACCCCAGAGGCGGGGGCUGCUGGGGAAGAAGGCAAGCAGCCUCAGGACCAAGGCCAGGGCCAGUUGCUGGAGCAUGCAGAAGUUCCCAGUCAGGAGGAGAAAGGCGUUGACAACCAGAAAAUCGAGAUGAUCGAGAAAAGGGCUGAGGAAGGAGAAGUUCUGGAGGAAGGAAGGUUGAAAUGGAACGAAGUAAAUAAAUCGUUUUCUUCUGAGGGAGGUAACCUUUCCCAAGGGACCGGGGCUCAAUGCUCGGAACUAGAACUUGAGGCCACCACAGAUAGCCCAGCCACCACAGCCUUGGGAGUGAAGGAAGUCUAUGUGAACCAGAGAGAGUACGAGGAAGAAAGCCUUGUGAGGAGCGAUGCCCACGAAAUGAUGGCAGGGGAGCAGCUUAGUCAAGGGGCCGAGGAAGAGAAGCAAGCCCUCCAGGGCGCUGAUGGAGGAGGAGAGGUGGAGAAGGAGCCUGAGGGAGGAUAGAUGGCAAGAGACAGAAGAGAGAGAGCAGAUGAAACAGCCAGGGUCACGAAGGAAGGCACUGGGCCAGGAGGGGUGGGGGCAACUUGGACAGAAAGAUUGGGCUUGGUGGGGGCUUUGCAAGGGAGGAAGAUGGAAGUGCGGGGCUCUGGGGCACAUUCUCAGAAAAGACACGAAAGGGUGGGGUAGCAGUACUGCUAGACAGCAUGGAGCCAGUCCUUGCCAGGGGUGGGGGAGCAGGGCUGGAGAAGGCAGCUUCCAGGUGGAAAUCCUGAAGAAUCAAAGAGCGGAGAAUGAAGAAACCUUGAAAAAGAUGCCAGACUGAGGUGCCCAGAGUCAAUGCUUGUGUAUCUAAGCAUAUAUCAGGAAGAAAGACUUUGAAGAAGAAUGAGGUGAUGAAAGAAAUGAAAGAUCACUGCCCUGCUGAGUAGGCAGCCCCAGGAUUCUGGGAUUCCCUGGUGCUGGGGAAUGUUGAGCUUUGCUUUUCUGAUUGGUUUACCAACUGCCUAAUCCAGCAUCCUCCAUCUUGUCCAAUGAGCUUUGGAGCCAUCGAAGCCAGGAAGGCCACACGAAGGGAAUGGAGCCUCCAGCCGCCCUUCCAAGCUGUAGCCUCCUCACCAGAACAACUCAAGAGUUCAGCCUAACUAUUCACAGAGGAAACACCAAGUGGAUGAGUAGAUGAAAGAUACUUGUUGUUCAGACUGUGUUCAGCAGUUGGAUGGGCAACCCACAGGCUUCUCCAUAAGCAUGUGGAUAUUUGACAAAUACCCUCAGUGGACAAAGAGGUAGGCCCAGGGUUAACCAGCGGGAGGAGAGCCAGUUGGACUGCUUUAGGGACAUUGUGCAGUCCUUUUGACCACAAGCUUCUCCCUCAAAGAAAGGCCUGCGAUUCAGGACAUCCAGCAGAUGGAAGCUGUGUGGCUUCAGGUCAGAGAACAGGCUUCCAAUUGAGGAUGACCCAGAGGGCAAGAAAGAGGUGCAGGGGGAGGGGGUGGGAAGAGCAGCCUGACUGCUACACCCUUAGAAGGGAGGAAAAGGAAAAGGAAGCAGUCUAGAAGAUCUCGUUGCAGAAAGGUGGAACAGUGGUGGAGUGAGAGGAAAGGCUGAGCCUAGGAAAGCCAAUCUGGGGACGCCUGUGUGUGGAGAGCUCCUGGGAGGCCCGGGACACCUGCGCUGCACAGGCUGAGUUGUGAUCUACCUGGCUGGAGGGAGGAGGGACUGCCAUGGGGAAGACUGAGCAGCAUCUCUCAGAGGCUGAGUCUGAUAUAUUUUCUCUGACACAACAGGUACUUCUCAGCAGACACAGACAACCCUCCCUACAAAGUACUCCUUGAAAACAGUAGCUGAUCAAAUGUUCCCAGAACGAAGGGACAUGCCCUUUAAGCUUGCUAGGUAGGUGGUUAUGUGUAUUUAUGGUUUUCUGGUUAGAAUGUAAGCUCUCAGCGUGGUGGAUAGAGUACUGGCUCUGGAGACGGGGGAGCUGAGUUCAAGUGUGGCC